AUGUCUCAUGUAUGAACAUUGCUCAUACUAAUAGUGCAUAUUUUACUCUUGUUUUGAUUUUUUCUUUUUUCUUUUAUCGUCAUUGCACAUUGAAAUGUUAACAAUCAUGUAUGCUGUAUGCCCGAGAGGGCCCUAAUUUGGAAAUAAAUCAUAUUCUAUUCUAUUCUAUUCAUAUAUAAAUACUACAUUGUGCAAAUAAAAAACUAUAAAGGAUUUUUAGGAUUUAUAUGUUAUGCAGUAUACAAUUCUAGUUCAAAGGAGACGAAGGUCCAUCAAAUCUAUAAUUAUUGAUGAUUCAGAUUACACACAAAUAAAAAGACAUCCAUAAGGGGACCAGGGUUAAGGUCAGUGAAACAACCGAAAUUUGAUUUUUGAUACAUACACGACUCAGGGAGGGGGUCGAUCCGGACCCCCUCGAUCCGCCUAUAUAAAACUGACAACGUUCAUGUAAAUCCCAACUACGAGUACUAUGAAUACGGAUACAAAGACUUUGAAGAGAAAAAGUGAACAGACUGAUACACUAAUUUACAGGAAAUACUGCGUCAGUCGAUAUCAGUUUGUUGUCAGUUACUAGUCUUUUAUGAUAACUCCAUGCUGAAAAAAAUCAAUAAAUGAUAAUGAACACUAAGUGGCAAUAAAUUGAUGAACGAUGUAAGAGUGUCGCGUACGAACACUAGAAUAGAGGAUGUGAUAAAAACACGGGUCUGAAGAUUUCUAUCUCUCUGACCAUCGGCGAAAAACAAAGACACCCACAAUUGACCGGUGACGACUAAUUGAGUUAGGACUACCAGGCCCUGAGAGAUUGCGGCUUCCUGUGGCAUUUGUAACCACUCACUAGUACUGCUUUAAAGGAAAUAGAUUUCAUGGCAAAAUAUGUAACAGUUCCCAUAUAAUUCUCAGUCAGGACGAUGGCGGAAGCGCAAUCCGAAAGUUCGGAUUCUACCAACGUUAAAUGUGAUCUGUGUCUUUCGUAUUUCCUCGUCAACUGGGCGUGUCAUGAUUGUGCUCAGAACUUGUGUGAUAACUGUCAAACAUUGCAUUCCAGAAGCAAUGCCAGCAAGCAGCAUGGAAUUUGGCAUCUUCGUGAAGACAAGGACGACGAAAUGGAAUCUGGGAGUGACGCCAUUGACAUCGACGACAUGGAAGUACACAUCUGUCGUAUCCACGAGGAACAGGUUUGCGAUCUGUACUGUAACCUAUGUGAUAUGUUGGUAUGUCAUAUUUGUGUCCGGACAAUUCACAAGACUCACAAUAUUUCGGAUAUUUGUGAAGCUGCGGAGCAGAAAUUCAACCAGCUGAGUAAGAAAUUCGAACACCUUGAAAAAUAUGAACUUGGAAAGGCACGCAAAAUGGUACAAAGUCUGGAGGAGAAUAAAGUUGAAUAUGUUUCCAGUGCUCUCCUAAAAAGAGAAUUGGUUAAAGAGCGAAACGAGAAGUUGAAAUUCAGCUUGGAUAAUCUCACUGACAACAUGCUAAAGGAAAUUGAGACGAAGGAGGAAGUCGACAUACAGUUCAUUAAUAGAAAACAAUUCAGACUGCAAAGCCUGUCCGUAAAGGUGUCAGAAGCAAUCAGCUUCAGCAGAAACAACAUGGCCAACAAAAGUGGGUUAGGCUUACUUGAUGCUUGUGCGGAAGCAGAGCGGAAAGUAGAAAAACUGAAGUUACCGUCUGCUGAUACUGGACCAGUAAAGAUCAGCCCACCUGAAUUUGUUCCCGGCAAAAAUGACGAAGAUUUUUCUAUCGUCUUUGGUACUUUAGAAUACGAACCAAGGCAGAUUUUGACCAGACGCCGGACAACCGUCGCAUUUCCAUACAACAUCAAAGCUCAGGUCAUCGCCAGCUUCACGCAGAAAGCACGAAAUGGAAUUUACAGUAUUUGCACUACCGGAAACGGAAAUGCCAUGAUUGGAACGGAGGAAAGGAUUGUUCAAGUCGUCACAAUAACGGGGAAGGUCUUAGCCAGUAUCAAAGUUGACAUAACACCUUACAACAUUGCUUGUUCUAAGCUUGGCAAGGAUCUUUAUAUGAGCACUUGGAACAUGGAGAUCAAAGGGUUGAAAAAUGGAUCGUUUACACGCUUUAUCGAUACCAGUCCUUUUCAUGCGCAAGGACUAUGUGUAAACGAAGAUGGGGAAAUUUUGGCAUGUCUGUAUCACAAAGAAGACCAGUUUGGAAAGAUUGUGCGGUACGACAAUGCGGGGAAAUCAUUACAACAAAUCUGUAGCGAUGAACGCAGACGACUGAUGUUUCAAAACCCAUCAAAAGUCGCCACAAGUGUGACGAGAGACAUUGUUGUUGUGGACAUGGCUGAGAAAAGCGUGGUUGCAGUUGGAGCAGACGGGCAAAGAAAAUUCACUUUCAAGGGUAUAAAUGGCGGGAAAUUCGAGCCGAAAUGCAUUGACUGCAGCACACUAGGAAGCAUUCUGGUAGGAGAUCACGAAGACCGAAUCCAUUUACUGGAUAAAAAUGGGAAUUUUUUGCAAUAUAUCAUGACAAAGGACCACGGUUUGAAUGACAUCAUAGGCCUCUCUAGUGACCAAGAGGAGAAAAGAAUUUGGGUGUCUUGCUAUGACAAAGUAAUCAUCGCUACAUUAGUCUGAAAUGACAAACUUAUUGGUCACCGUAUGUAGCCGUGAGCAGGCUUAUUCACUUUACUAGGGAUAGUUCCAGUAUCAAUUAGAAGUCUGAGAUCGUUAUCACAAUUUAAGUGCUUGUUAAUUGCUCUUUUCUAGGAGCUAUCAUAAAAUGACAACUAAA
Ostrea edulis (European flat oyster) is the source of this 2757-nucleotide messenger RNA. Its product is annotated as E3 ubiquitin-protein ligase TRIM71-like. Lineage: Eukaryota; Metazoa; Mollusca; Bivalvia; Ostreida; Ostreidae. Gene Ontology annotation, cellular component: nucleus; chromatin; nucleoplasm. The record is from RefSeq and is a predicted model, not a curated record. The transcript has a single exon. The coding region runs from base 909 to 2600 and encodes 563 amino acids. Gene Ontology annotation, biological process: positive regulation of DNA-templated transcription. Gene Ontology annotation, molecular function: zinc ion binding; ubiquitin-protein transferase activity.